AGAACGGAUUGGAGCACCGAUGCCGUUGCUAAUCUUGGAUCGUCCAUCCGAACCCUGGUACCCCCGACCUCUCCAGCCUACUCGUCGCCCUCAAUUCGACAUUUCCUCCUCUGGAUGAUUACUGUUAGUUUCUGCAUUGAAGGUACGGUUGUGUAAGUGAAUCAAGACAAUCAGUCAAAUGGCCUUAACCAACUUCAUACUCACUGUGGCGGGGGUCAGUGCUGUGAUUCUGCUGCUUAGGAGUGACGUCAAGCAAUCUGCCACCAUCUUCAGACGCAAUGUCCGACAGAUACGCCAUUGGCUUGAGGAAGAGUCUGCUUCUGCUGCAAAGGAGAUGGAGAAGGCAAAGCCAAAGGAGAUACCUGGGAAGGAUACACCCAAGGAGGAAAAGCACUAAUUUGGUCCUUGAAGCCUGGUUUAUGUAGGAAACUGUACAUUUUUGCAACCUGUCUUUGGCAUCUGGUCCGUCUUGUGUAAAUCUGAGAGCGUGGAGAGAGUUUUUGGUCUUGAUUAGAUAUAUUUUGUUUUUCUGAAGCACGGACUUGGGAUUCCAUAAUGCUUAACGUUUCUAGAAGUUAGGUUA
This is a messenger RNA of Coffea arabica (coffee), 583 nucleotides long. RefSeq lists its product as uncharacterized. NCBI's taxonomy places the organism in Eukaryota, Viridiplantae, Streptophyta, Magnoliopsida, Gentianales, Rubiaceae. The record is from RefSeq and is a predicted model, not a curated record.